AUGGUCUUUGAUAGUGAAAUGCAGUACUUUAUUUCCUGUCCUUGUGGAAUUCCACCAUCCUCAUUAAAUUUAAGAAGCCCAGUUCUGCAGCAGCAUUUCCUUAUUCCAGACUUUCAGAGAAACACCCCUGAGAAGUUCUUUAAGGAUUCCAAGGUAGCCUUUGCUGAUGUGAAGGGAGUCCGAAGUCUUGGUGAAGGGAAAACCCUCUGGAGCCUCUCAGGGGACCUAUUUAACAGAAAGCCAAAGAGAAGUAAGGUUCUUCUUGAAGAUGUGUGUUAUUCCCUGAAGAAUCUUUUAGGAAAAGCAAACAGCCUGAGAAAUAUUUAUUCAUUAGAUGGAUUCUGGCAGCCGCCAGGAGAAUCCAGAAAGUACCCAGUGCUUGCACAUGCUCUUCAGACCAAAGCUGACAACCUAAACAUGGUCAGGUUUCACAGGAGCCCAAGACUCUAGUCCAAACAGAAAAAGAAACAAGAUCCUGCAUGUCACGUGGGAGACUGCAUGGGCCAGGGCCAAGCCAUGGUGAGCUUGGCGACAUUCAGAGAGAAAAACUAAGUAAUCGCUCCCUUACAGAAGAAGGGGAACAUGGAUCUCUCCGUUUUGCCAAACAACAACCAUCCUGACAAAUUCCUGCAGCUCGAUGUGAAGUCUUUCACAAGGAGCUCAGCUCUUCUUCAAGCCAGCCUGGCGAGGUUUCCAGGGGGGAAUUACCCCACCGUGCAGCACUGGCAAAACCUCGUGUACUCACAGAGAGAAAAGAAGACCAUUCCUGCUCAGCGAAUGAGGAGAUCCGGGCCAGAGGGCGUUGCUGCUGUGGACCAUCCCCCACCAUCCUUGUCUUCAGUUCUGAAGAAUAACCCACUCUAUGGUGACCUAAGUUUGGAGGAAUCCAUGGAAGAAAGAAAAAAGCAUCCAUCGUGGACGGUUGAGGAAUAUGACAGGCAUUCCCUGCACACAAACCUUUCUGGGCAUCUGAAGGAAAAUCCUAAUGACCUGCGGUUUUGGUUGGGAGACAUGUACACGCCUGGUUUUGAUACCUUAUUGAAAAAGGAAGAGGAACAAGAAAAGCAUUCAAAAUACUGUCGUAUAGGUCUGAUUUUGCUCCUUGUUGCCUGCAUCUUGGUUUUCAUAGUGACUGUUUGCACAUUUUUCACCUAA
Molecule: messenger RNA, 1155 nt
Organism: Enhydra lutris kenyoni (northern sea otter)
Lineage: Eukaryota; Metazoa; Chordata; Mammalia; Carnivora; Mustelidae
Gene: MINAR2
Product: KIAA1024 like
Source: RefSeq, a predicted model, not a curated record